Petromyzon marinus (sea lamprey) is the source of this 5635-nucleotide messenger RNA. Lineage: Eukaryota; Metazoa; Chordata; Hyperoartia; Petromyzontiformes; Petromyzontidae. The record is from RefSeq and is a predicted model, not a curated record.
GUGACUCAAUAAAGUUAUUCUGUGAAGCAACCAAUUGGGAGCGCGGCGCGAGCGGGAAGUGGAAUUGCAACUGGGAAGCGAGUCCGCUGCCAUGGACGAGCGGACUCGAAGCGGCCUGCUGCAGCACCGCACGCACCUCGUGCGCGACGUUAAGCCGGUGCUGCUGUUCGACCACCUGGUGAGCGACGGCGUGCUCACCGACGCGGAAGAGGAGCAACUGCGAGCGCAGGUUGCCCGCCAAGUACAGGCAUCAGAACUAUUGAAGUUGCUCUUGAAUAAGGACAACUACGCAGUCAUCUCAUUCUACAAUGCUCUGGUGAAGGAGAACUACAUUGAUCUGGCUGCAUUGCUACAAGAUUUCCUGCCCAUCCCCAUGUCUCCUUCCGAAGAACCUGAUCAUCACAUAAAAAGUGGCUCCAGUGCCUUUGAGAUGAUGCUGCGGGAGGGAGGCGUGCCACAGCGCCCCGUGGUGUUUGUGGAGCGCACGAAGCAGCUGGGCGCCGUGCGCGAGGCGCUGCUGGGGCUGCGCGGAGCGCCAGGGUGGGUUGUGCUGCACGGGAUGGCCGGCUGCGGGAAGUCGGUCAUUGCAGCGGAGGCAGUGAGGGACCCAAAGCUUGUGAAAGAGUGCUUCCCAGGAGGUGUCUUCUGGGUUUGCGUGGGCCAGGUGGACAAGCCCACGCUCCUCAUCAAGCUGCAGAACCUGUGCCAGCGUCUGCAGCCAGAGAGAGAGCGGCUCGACCUGCACAACCUCGAGCAGGCCAAGGACACGCUGAGGCUUAUACUGACGCGACACCACCCCAGGUGCCUGUUGCUGCUGGAUGAUGUCUGGGAUAGUCGUGUGGUGAAGGCGUUUGAUGUCCAUAGCCGCGUCCUGCUUACCUCGCGAGACAGCAGCGUCACUGAUCUAGCCACUGGGGCCAAGCACAGAGUGUUCAUGGACCAGGGCUUGUCGGAGGAACAGUGUCUGCAGGUGCUGGCGCAGUGGGUGGGCAGAGAAAUCAAGGACCUCCCCGAGGAGGCUGCAGGCAUCGUGGCGGAGUGCCGAGGUUCUCCUCUGGUGGUGACUCUUAUUGGGGCCCUGCUCAAGGACUUUCCUUCUCGCUGGAGCUAUUACCUGAAACAGCUCCAGAAAAAGCAAUUCAAGCGCAUUCGGAAACCGUCCUCAUACGACUACGAUGCUUUGGACGAGGCCAUGGAGAUCAGCGUGUCCGCCCUCCAGGUGGAGCUUCAGGAUCACUACAACGACCUCGUCGUUUUCCAGAAGGACACCAAAAUAUCCUCCAAGGUUCUGAGUGUGCUGUGGGAUAUGGAUGUGGUGGAGGUGGAGGACACAAUGAAGGUCCUGGUGGACAAGUCCCUGGCCUUUCAGCAAGAGGACGCUGACACCUUCACGUACUCCUUGCACGACUUGCAGCACGACUUCCUGGUGGAAAAGAACCACGCUGUGCUGCAGGCCAGAUGCUUUGUCAGAUUGUGCCACAUACGGACAGCUGCCACUGGGGGUGCCAUGAAAAUGUACAAGAUGAGAUGUGAUGUAAGGCGAAUGGAGUUGCUGAGGCAUUUAAGUGAGUGCCAUGCGAAAGCAACUGUGAUAAUUCAAGAUGAUGCUGUGCACUUGCAGAAGCGUCACGCUAAGCUUGUCGAUCGCUACUUUGUACACUCUGGAAAAAACUUCUCCUCUCUGCCGGACGACGGAUACGUGCACUUCUUUCUGGCGACUCACAUGGCGGAGGCGGGCCAAAAAAGGGAGCUGUGCGAGCUGCUCUUUUCUCUCGAGUGGGUGGAGGCCAAACUGCGAGUCGUGGGCUGUGCUCACCUCAUCAACGACUACCUGCAGCACGAGGAGCUCAUCACGAACUCGAGUCAGGAGCGGUCGAUGUGGAAGGACUUCCUUGCGUUCUUGUCCGUGAAUGGACACCACUUCACGCCCACGCGGCUGCCAGACGUGCUGCAGCUGGCGCUGUGCCAGCCCGACAGCUCGGCGGUGUGUGCUCAGGCUCGCGCGCGCCUUGCCCGCGGUCACCCACCAAACACCGUCUACCUCGACUGGCUGAACAAGGCGUGUGUGGCGGUGUCCCAGCGCUUGGUGGUGCGUGCGCACGCGGGCGCCGUGUACCACGCUGCCUUCUCGCGCUCGGGGGAAUACGUGGCGUCGUGCGCUGGCGACGGCUACCUCAAGAAGUGGAAUUCCCGAACGGGCGAGGAGCUGAUGGCCACCUACGCCCACGACGAGCCCGUCCUCUGCUGCGCCUUCGCGCCAAAUGGGAGGGUCAUCGCCACGGGCUCCGCCGAUCACACCGUCAAGCUGUGGAAUGCGCAGUCUGGCCGGUUGCUGGGCCCGCACAGGGCUCACGACGGCGAGGUGCAGCACUGCACGUUCGCGCACGCCUUCCACAAGCCACUGCUCGCCACGUGCUCUCAGGACUCCUCCAUCAAGCUGUGGGAGUGGAAGGAACAGGGGAAGGGCUCGGCCCUUCUCGGCCACUCUGGGCCGGUUCGCUGCUGCUGUUUCUCUCCGGAUGACCAGCGUCUCGUCAGCUGCUCUGUUGACUGCACACUCAAGGUGUGGAGCGUGAAGCUGCGGCAGGAGGAGCGCUCUGUCGACGUGCGCGAAUGCGUCGACUCCGAGGAUGGGGCAACGAAAGAGGGGGAGCGCUCCCUCGCCCUCCGAAGUUGCGCGUGGUCCCCGGACGGAAGGCGGAUCGUGGCCGUCGCAGAAAACAUCGUCUUCGUGUUCAACGCUCUCACGGUCGCGUGCGAGAACGUGCUCAGGACUCACGCCCACUGCACCAUCCUGGCGGUGGCCUUCGCUCCCGACAGCCUGCACUGCGCCGUGGGGCUCUCCUCCUACUCCCUAGAGAUGUGGAACGUCAAGAGCUGCCGUAAGACGGCGGACUACCGGGGUCACGUGGGCUGGGUGCAUGGCGUCGCCUUCUCAGCCGACGGCUCGUGGCUGCUGUCCGCCUCGGAGGACCACACAGUCUCCCUGUGGCAGGUGAACGGGGAGGAGAGUGCGGCCGGCGUGUACCUCAAACGUGACACGCACACGCUCUUCCGGGAGGACGGCUCUCUCCGUAUCGCUGCUCCUGACAUCAACAACUGCCUGCGGGUGGUUGACGAGACGGGGCAGGUGGUGAGCGUGAGCGACCCACUGCCAUCGCGUGUUCGCUGCUGCUGCCUGAGCGGGGAUGGAAGAAUUGUGGCGAUGGGCUGUGAGAGCGGAAUCAUGCAGAUUGUGGACACAGAGAGUGGCAACAUCCUGCACGUUUUGGAAGGGCAUACAAAGUGCGUGAGACAAUGCCAGUUCCUGAUGGACGGACACGUUCUCCUCUCCUGUUCCGAUGAUGCAACUCUGAGGAUGUGGAGGUGGAGGGAAGGGGGGGGGCAGUGCUCCGUGCUUGACGAGCACACAGAGGACGUGAAGUGCUUCUGCCUUCUGUCCCAGAGCCUCCUGCUCUCCUGCUCAUUUGACGGAACCACCAGGUUGUGGGACCUGAACGAGCUGUCAUUAGUGCGGACAUUUUGUGGCCAGGAGCCACACGCCGCCAUCUUGUCGUGCCAGGUGAUGCCCAGCCUAGGCCUCUUUGUCGUCACCUGCACCGAUAAGACAGCACAGGUGUGGCAGCUGGACGGUGGUGCGAUGCCGCUGCACGUGCUACAGGGGCAUACGGACUGCGUUCGCAGCUGCGGUUUCUCCCCCGACGGAAAGAUCCUCGCCACCGGGGACGAUGAAGGUUUCGUGAUGUUGUGGAGUGUGGAGAGCGGCCAGAAGUGGAGCUGCCAGCCGACGGCUCGCCAUCACGCCUGGGUGACUCAGGUGUCCUUUGUGCGAGAGGGGCGGAUAUUACUCUCGGCAGCUGACAACAUCAAAUUUUGGGAUGUGGAGAGUGGACGUGUGCUACAGACGUUCUACCCUCGAGGGAGUCUCCUGAAGCGUGUGCACACCUCCCCAGACGGAAAUCGGUUGGUCACCGUGGACUCCAUUGGGCUGCUUUACAUGCUGUCCCUGCUGCCCUUAGCCCCGACAGCGUCGACAGGACCCGUCCCACCAGCCAAGGCGAAUAAUCACGUGCAAAAGGAACCUCCGCGACUUGACUAUGCAAAUUUCAAGCAAGCCGAAGUGCCUGGCUCUGAAAAUUAGCGAGGGUUUGAGUCCACGUUGAUGUCUCACGAAGUGUGCUUUUGUCAUGUAAACUGAAGACCUCUUCAACGUUAUUUCCUGCUUAAAUGAGCGUUGAGGCAGUGCUCACCUCCUGUUUACAGCCCUGAGCCAGUGUAAAUGAUACAUUCCUAUAUCAAGGGUGGGUCUAUCAAUAAGAUAACCACUGUUGACUAAUGCACAAAGUGGUGCGUAUUUUUAUAGACUUUGGAGGGAUCAUGGGCUUGAGUCGAACCCCAAGCCAGGAUUUGAACUGGCAGCCUUCUAAUUGCGAACUUAUUGCUCUACCAACUGAGCUACCUGGCUGGCCAAUUAUCUCUUGCCAUAUUUGCAUUCCAAUGUUUUUGUACGUGUUUUAAGUUUUACCAAAAGUGUAACUUUUGUAUCUGCAGUGGCUCAAAUUUUUGCAAUUAUCGGAUUGUUUUACACUGUUUCUAGUGAAUGCUAUUGUGAGCCCGAUGCUCGCGUAGUGAUAGAUAAGCAGUAAGCAGCAGGCAGCGGUGAUGCAGAGGUAGAGGAGGAAAACAGUGCAGGAGGAAAAUGUUGCAAAGCAGAUGAGUAGGAGCUACCGGAGCUGAGAGUUUACUGGGAUAUGAAGGGAUACAGACAAUUCUAGAAGGCUGGCGAGGUCGAUAAAAUGGAACUGAGGGGGGAGAGUGGGAGGUGGGUUGGAGUGACGGACCGAACCGGAGUUGCAAAGCAGCGGAGAUGCAGGGACAGGUCGAGCUUUGGGAUGGUGCUGUUUGGGUUGGCGACGAGGGGAAUUCGCUGAACAUAGAAACUGGGUCAGAGAAGAAAAUGUCACGAGUUGGUUAUGGGAGAUGCACAACAGCGGGUGACUGGUACCGUUCUGGCUAAGAUACACAAAAGGGUUUUAAGACCAAACCUGAGAAUGAGUAUACAAGGUAGCUGGGAAAAAGCACGCAAUGGUUUAACACUCUACCCACACUUAAGAGAGCACACCUACCUAAUGUAAAGAUAAGUCCGCAUAAGCUGUGUAAAAAACCCGAAGCACACUUAACGCUGAGAGAACACACUCCUUGCACAUGAGGCGAAUACACACACAUGAUAUAGGUAUUGUUAGGUACGGGGAAAUUAAAAUCACUGUGAGAAUUUGUAAUGAGGCAGAGUACUUUAUUUUUGUAUUGGUGAAUAGAUUGGACACCGAAGAAGUUGGCAGUUUUCAGUACAGUUUUUGCUUCAAAGCAAAAUACGGCAAAACGCUUCUCUCAACAAGGUCACAUGAAAUGUAAAUGUGUAUUUGUCGCUGUUAGCACCAAGAGUCAAAUUUGUGUCUCUCCGUGUCGACAAACACCUUGAACCCUUGCUUGAUCUCAUUUGACAACCACGUGAUCACGAAAAAUGCCUUUGUAGUUGUGACGCAAUCAUCAGCUUGGUCCACGUCGCUACGGACCGGACAAUUGUCACCACCGCAGAAAUGGCUGAUGAAAAUAAAUAUCAACACUUUUAACUAAA